Molecule: messenger RNA, 2694 nt
Organism: Botrytis deweyae
Lineage: Eukaryota; Fungi; Ascomycota; Leotiomycetes; Helotiales; Sclerotiniaceae
Exons: 2
Coding region: 1-2694 (897 amino acids)
Biological process (GO): protein-containing complex assembly; mitochondrial protein processing
Cellular component (GO): m-AAA complex; membrane
Molecular function (GO): ATP hydrolysis activity; ATP binding; metalloendopeptidase activity
Source: RefSeq, a predicted model, not a curated record
AUGACAUCAAUAUUACGACAAUGCAGCUCUCUUGCUAGAAUUUCUCAGACCACCAUCCAAUCUGCCGCACGAAAUUCCCUCCGUACAUCAUCGACAGCACCCUUAUUACGGUCGCGGAUAGCUGCACAAAGAGCGCGCACAUUCGUCACCAAGCCGCCAAAGCCAGACAAGGACACGGGGAAGGAUGAGUCGGAGGUAAAGUCGAAGAAUAAAAAAUCGUCAAAACCACCCACCAAGUCCGCUCCCGGGACGGAAAACCUCUACAAUGGAAAGACUCCUUUGUCUCCCUCGGAGAAUGAUGCGGAAGUACAGGAGCCACCGCUGGUGGAAGGAUAUGUGAAGUUGACGGAGGAGGAGAUGAAGCAGCUAGAGCAAGUAAUUGCUUCGAUGCAAUUUGGAAAAGGCCAAACUCAAGAAUUAAGGGAAUCUUUGAAGGAGAUAAAUAAGGCAGGAGUGCCAUCUGACUUAAGAGAUUUGCUGAAAGAAGUGAAGGGUAGACCGAUGACUUUGACGGAAGCUGCAAAAUUUACAAGACUGGUGUUGCAGAUGGCGUGGUCCGCUGCAAAGGUCCAAUCACAGGCACAACAGUCACAGGGAACAAAUUUCAAUUCAAACGAGCCAGGAUCUUCUACAAAUGGUAACAAAGGAGACCAGAAGCAGGGUGGCAAGAAAGGCAAUCAGCACGAAAGCUUCCACUUUGGCAACUCGUCGGAUAUCAAACUCGAUACUACAACCUUAUUGAUUGGAUCUUUCGCAACAUACUUCCUAUGGCAGACACUCUUUCCCGGCACCAACAAGAAGGACAUCACAUUCCAGGAAUUCCGAAAUAACUUCUUUGACAAAGGGUUGGUCAAGAGAUUGACUGUGGUUAACAAGUCGGAGGUCCGGGUUGAUCUUCACACUGAAGCCGCUGCUGCGAUGUAUCCAGACUCUCCUGCCGGUAACCCCAACUUUCAUUACUACUUCUCAAUAGGUUCUGCCGAAGGUUUUGAGCAAAGAAUGGAACAAGCACAAAACGAGCUAGGAAUACCUGUUGCUGAGAGGAUACCAAUUGGUUACGCCAGUGAUGGAGAUACAUGGGCUCUUAUCUACUCUUUCGGCCCCACACUUUUGUUCAUUGGUGCUAUUUUCUACAUGUCAAGGCGAGCUUCGGCAGGGGCUGGAGGCCAGAGUGGCAUUUUUGGAAUGGGAAAAAGUCGAGCAAAGCAAUUCAAUCACGAGACUGAUGUAAAGGUUAAGUUUAAGGAUGUUGCCGGUAUGGAUGAAGCAAAGCUAGAAAUUAUGGAGUUUGUCUCCUUCCUAAAGACACCUGAGCAAUUCCAACGUUUGGGUGCUAAAAUUCCUCGCGGCGCUAUUCUUUCUGGACCACCAGGUACUGGUAAAACUUUGUUGGCAAAGGCAACAGCUGGUGAAUCUCAAGUACCAUUCUUUAGUGUCAGUGGUUCCGAAUUCGUCGAGAUGUUUGUUGGUGUUGGAGCAUCGAGAGUUCGGGAUCUUUUCGCCAUGGCCAGAAAGAGCACUCCUUGUAUUAUCUUCAUUGAUGAAAUCGAUGCUAUUGGAAAGUCUCGUGGAAAAUCCGGUGGAUUUUCUGGAGGUGGAAACGAUGAACGGGAAGCUACACUCAAUCAAAUCUUGACUGAGAUGGACGGUUUCAACACGACUGAGCAAAUUGUUGUUCUUGCUGGUACCAAUAGACCCGACGUACUUGACAAGGCUCUAAUGAGACCUGGUCGUUUUGAUAGACACAUUUCUAUCGACAGGCCGACCAUGGAUGGUAGAAAGCAAAUCUUCAAGGUUCACUUGGGCAAGAUUGUUACCAACGAGAAUAUUGAGUACUUGACUGGACGAUUGUCAGCCUUGACUCCAGGUUUCUCUGGUGCUGAUAUUGCCAACUGUGUCAAUGAAGCUGCUUUGAUUGCUGCCCGAACACAAGCCAAAUCUGUAGCUAUGUUACACUUUGAACAAGCUAUUGAGCGUGUUAUUGGUGGUCUCGAGAAGAAAUCUCUCGUUUUGUCACCAGAAGAGAAGAAGACAGUUGCCUACCAUGAAGCAGGCCACGCAAUUUGCGGUUGGUACUUCAAGUGGGCUGAUCCACUUCUCAAAGUUUCCAUCAUUCCUCGUGGACAAGGUGCCCUCGGAUACGCACAAUAUCUUCCUGCUGGCGACACUUACCUCAUGAAUGUCAACCAACUUAUGGAUCGUAUGGCAAUGACUCUCGGUGGACGUGUAUCGGAAGAACUCCACUUCGAAACCGUCACCAGUGGUGCUAGUGACGAUUUCAACAAGGUUACUCGUAUGGCUACCGCUAUGGUAACUAAAUGGGGCAUGUCUAAAAAACUCGGCCCCCUCCAUUUCGAAACUGACAGAGAAAAUCAACUCAUGAAACCUUUCGCCGAAUCGACAGCCCAAACCAUUGAUUCAGAAGUUCGACGUAUAGUCGAUGAAGCAUAUGAGAAAUGUAGAAACCUACUGGUGGAGAAGAAGGACGAAGUGGGUAUCAUUGCAGAGGAACUUUUGGCGAAGGAGGUGCUCGGUAGAGAUGAUAUGGUGAGAUUACUGGGACCAAGACCAUUUGAUGAAAAUAAGGACUUCAUCAAGUAUUUCGGCGGAGGAUCGUUAGGAAAGAGUGCGCCGCCACCACCGGCGACGGAGAGUACGGAUUUGCCAACUGAGGACCCUACUCCUCUUGCUUAG